AAUUGAUAUAAUGUUUUCUUAAAGAUUUCCUGCACUUGAUCAAAGCACACCAAAAAUAUUAUCCAAAACAACAUUUAAGUUUGACAUUAAAUCGUAUAAGACUUAAGAGGAUAUUGGAGGAAAAUAAUAAGGAUUAAGUGUUUAAACUAAAAGGCAAAAGACUUAGCCUAGUCUAAAAUAAAUACCUGUUUUCAAAAAAUUAGUGUAAAAGAAAUUGUUUAAUUCAUUGGCAAAUCCAAUUUAAUAAUUCGAAAUACCUCUUAAUUGGGAAUAAAAGUAUCAUGAAAAAGUAUAAUGAUUAAUUAUAUGAAUUGAGGAAAAAGAAUGUUAAGAGUUAUUGGAUAAAAAUAAUGAAUAAUAGAAGAUGAUCGAAUAGCUUGAGAGAAAAUUCUUAUCUUAAAAAUUAGCAUAUGAAAGUUUAAAAGAAGAGAAAUAAGAAAAUGAUGUUUUGAAUAUUAAAAAGUAAAUGAAUCAAUUAGAAACUGAAUUAAAAGAUUAACUUCAUAGGGCUGAAUAAUAAUUAUGGAAAACUUAAGCACAAAAUAGUUCAAUUUUAGAGAAGUUUAAAUAAUUUGAAUUAAAAGCAAAGUUUUUACAAUAAUAAACAGUAAAAGAAAUUAAAAUUUAGAUUCAUCUUCAUUAAGCAUUGCUUUGUAAGUAUUGUGGGAAAUUAGUAAAUGAUGCAGUAACUAUAAUUCCUUGUGCACAUACAUAUUGUGGCACUUGUAAUAAGGGAUAUUAAAAAAAAUGUUAUUUAUGUGGAGAUGAAGUAUUUGAUAUAAUUAUAAUUUUAUAAAGGGUAAAAUAGAAGCUACAUAUUAUAAUUAGUUUAUGAGUGAAAUAGUUAAAAUGUAUGAUACUUUCGAAACAAUAGUUCAAAUAUUUUUAAGAUGA
Molecule: messenger RNA, 894 nt
Organism: Paramecium sonneborni
Lineage: Eukaryota; Ciliophora; Oligohymenophorea; Peniculida; Parameciidae
Source: the annotation of a GenBank genome assembly